This is a messenger RNA of Struthio camelus australis, 4593 nucleotides long. The record is from RefSeq and is a predicted model, not a curated record. Lineage: Eukaryota; Metazoa; Chordata; Aves; Struthioniformes; Struthionidae.
CAGGUGCCGGUGGCCGCCAUGAGCAGCGGGAGCCGGGCCCGCGGCAGGAGGAGGGCAGCCCGCCCUAGCCCGCCUUAUCCCGCCAGCUCUGAGGGCGAGGAGCCCCUCAGUUCCUCCACAUGCUCCCCGCUCUCCCCCACUUCCCGGCACAGCUCCCGCAGCUGCGAGGAGGAGGAAGAGGAGGAGGGGGAAGCGGCCUCCCAAAGCCAAAAAGGCAAUAGAAAGGCCGAAGUCUCUGAAAUAAUAAGAGGAAGAAAUCGGUCACCUUUGAAAGAUAAUCUUUCACCAUGGGAAGAAUGGUUCAUUUGCAAAGAGAAGGAACUACGUGCCCGUGUACAAGCUAGAGCCCUGGAGGAGAGUAAUCUGCAGCUUGAGAAAAUGAAAGAAAAGCAAGAAUCUGAAAGGAGGAGAAGGAUAGCUGAAGAGAAGCACAAGGAAUGGGUGCAAAAAAAAAGAGAAGAGGAAAGAAGGGAAAGGGAACAAAAGCUGAGCAAAGAAAUGGCAGAAAAAGCCACAAGGGAACUAGAAAAAAUGCAGUUACAAGAAAAGGCCAAAGUAAAGUAUAAAGAAUGGUUAAAGAAGAAAAGAGCUGAAGAGUCAGAAAAGAAGAAGAAAGAGAAGGAAAAAGAACAAGAAAGGGAAGCUGAGCUACAGGAGAAGAAAGAGAGAUCAGAGAAGAUCUUUAAGGAAUGGCUACAUAAUGCUAGAACUAAAGCACGCCCUGUCUUAAAUGGUUAUGGCUACCGCCAUGGGAAGUCAACAGGGUGUCAUGAUGGAAUUUCGUAUCCAGUUCCAGCAUAUUGUAACCCCAUUCCCUGGAAACCAAUACAUGUACCUCCUCCGAAGGAAGACAGCAUCGUUACCAUGAAGAACAGCAAGAGACCUGUAUCCCCUCAGUCUCAUAGGUCUUCACGUAUGGUAAUUGAUAAGCCCCAAAACAACCUUUGUGUAGGAUCCUUGUGCAGAAAGCAGUUAUAAUCCAGAAAUCAAAAUCAUUCUUACAAGCUUGAGUGAACUGGGCCAUAAAUAUGAAGUUAUACAUACAAAACAAUAUUUAAAAACCACAACUUUUGUGAAACAGCUUCUUUUUGAACAUGGUAAUUGUAUUAACUAACCAAUCAGCUUAUUAUUCAAGGGCCUUUUAUAUGUUGAAUUUUUUUAAAAAAUCAUAUUUAGCCAUCUGAAAUGGGACUGUACUUCAGUGCCAAUAAAACACACAGGAUUGUUGCUUUCUUUCCUUCACUCCUUUUUUUUUUUCUUAAUUUUUUGGGAAAGGAGAUUAUUGUAUGGGUGAUUAUUCUUUAGGGCAGUAGUAUUACUGGGUUAUUUUAAAGAUGCUAAUUACAAUAGACUUUGAAGCAAUUCUUGGCUUAAUGAGGGAAGAAUUAGAGGUCUCUGUACAGUUGCAGGGCUUGAUCUCGUUGAGAUCACAGAGAUGUGUUGGGAUAGCUCACGCAACAAGUGCUGCAGUGGAUGGAUACAGACUCUUUAGGAUGGACAGACUGGAACAGCGAGGAGGGGGAGUUGUUGUUUAUGUGAGAGAGCAGCUGGAGUGCCUGGGGCUUAGCCUGGGAAUGAAUGGUGAGCCAGUCAAGAGCCUAUGGGUCAGGAUUCAAGGGCAGACCGAUGUGGGCAAUAUUGCAGUGGGUAUCUGCUAAAGAACACUUGAUCAGGAAGCAGCAGCAGAUGAGGUGUUCUUCAGACGACUGGAAUUUUUGGCACUCUUGGAAUUUAUGAAAGUCUUUUCUGUUGCUUAGCAGAAGCAUUUGUAAUACCAAAACAGCUCUGAACAUGUAGUUGGUAUUUCUCACUUGGCUAGUUUGUAAGUAGACUGGGCAUGAUUUUUGUAAACAGUGAUCGAAAAGGAUACAAAUCUGUUAAUAACGACAAGCCCUAUUAUUAAAAAAAAAAAAGACUGAACAGGGAUAACUAGUAGUGAAAAUGAAUACUGUGACUUCUGGUUUUACUUUCAUGAUUAUUUCAAAUUUUAACUUAUUAACUUCCCUAAGUUAUAUUGAGUAUACUCAUAACAUAUAAAUGAACUAUGUAUUUCAGUAUUAGUUCAGUCAGAUUUCAACUUGCCAGUAUUGUGUAGGAUGUGUACUUAUAUAAAUCCACAUAUGCUAAGUAAAAAAAUCUCGUUACCUUGCGAUACGAAAAAUGUACCAGAAGAGAGUUCAGCUCUUUGGGGCAGUAAGGAGAUGCUGAAGUGGGCAUAGCGUCAGGGAGGCUUUAUUAGUGUCUUCUCUAAGCAACGAGGCUCUUAGUUCCACCUAAAAGAAUUGCAAGAGCCACUUUUGGUUUGUGUAGCACGGUUACGAUUACUGAAAAAGUCAUCAAGAGACAAAUGCAUAGUAUUUGGAUGCCCAAUAUUUAAUGUGUGUUAGAGUAGAUAACAUGCUUGGGGAAGAUGGAAAAUGUAUCAGUUGAUCCAAGAUCUGAAUCUUCAGUAAGAAAAUGAAAGAAGUGAAGUGUACUUGAUAUAAAGGGCAGUCCCAGGAAAACAGAUAAAGUGCUACAUUCUCUGGCAUUUGAAAUUUCUUAGGAGUAUUAAGGAGGCCUAAUCAUUUAAUCACAGAAAAGUCGAGGUUGGAAGAGAUCUUCUGAGAUCACUGGUCCAGCCUUUUGUUGAAAGCAGAGCUUUAGACUAGGUUAUCCAGGGUCCUGUAAAGCAGAAUCUUCAGUGUAUUCAGUGAGGAAGAGUCUACCAUUUCUCUGGGCAGCUUUUUCCAGUGUUUACUUGUUCUUAUGGUGAAUAAUUUUCUUCUUAUAUCUGGAUGGAAUUUCCUCUGAAGCAGCUUAUGCCCAUUGCUUCUUGCCAGUCACCAUGUAUCCUAGUGAAGAGACUACCUGCCUUUUCCGUAACUACCUUUUAGGUGUUGGGAGACUGUGAUUAAAUCCCCACUGAGCCUUCUCUUCUCGAGGCUGAACAAGCCUUGUUUCUUAAUUCUUUAUUCAUAUGUCAAGUUUUCCAGCCCUCGAAUCACCAUACCCACAGCAAUUGGGAAGGAAAAAUGUAGGCGUUGCUAUAGUGUUUAGGCUGUUGCUAUAGGUUGUUCUGUCUGACAGAAGGUUGGGGUUUUUUGUUUGUUUGUUUUUAAACCUUGGAAUAAUUUCUUAUUUGUAUUUGUCUUAGAGUUGACAAGAGUUUAUGGCAGUGGCCUUACAUGCAGUCAACGCAUUCUGCUGAUGCUUCCAGUCUUUUAAUCUCCUUGUCCUUUUCACACAUAGGCUCAUAGCAUUGGUGCAUUAAUUGUAUUUUUUGGAUCAUCUGAUAGAAACAUCAAAAGCACCAGAAAACUCCUAUCUUUUUGAGCUAAUAGCUUUCAAUUUGGAGAAACUAUAAGUAAAAUGUAUCAGGGAAAUACACAAUCAACUUAGAAAAGAAAGUAUACCAGAACAAUAGUUUAAGUACUGUGAAUUUGUCAACGCUAUGAUCCUAAAUCACUGAACUCACUGCUGACGGUCUGUAAUUUAGAGGAUGUCUUGAAUCUUCACAGACUUCCCUCCUACAGAAGAAAAGAACCUAGAGGAAGAUAAGACUGCUGUCUUCUGCCUCCUAUGGUGCACCUCGUAUAAAAUAAAAGAAAGCUCUUAUUAACCAUGGUGGUUGUGUUAUGUGUUGAUGUGUGGCAAUGUACAUAGACUAAAUGUAUAAAACUGUUGCUCAACAAGGAAAGAGUAAAAUAUGGGGUCUGAUGAACUCAUUCAGGUUUUAGCUGUUUAGUUGCUUUUACUCUAAUCUUUAAAAAAAAAAAAAAAAACCACCUGUUCUAGCUAGCUGUUAUCAUUCUCUCCUUAUCCUUUUACAAAAUGCAAGUGCUUUAUUAUUUUGUCUUGCCUACUUUUAACAUGACUAUUAAGCGUCCUGUAACUGUCUAGUUACAUUGGAAAUGAAACUAAUCAAACCUGACCACUGUGUUUUUUAAGUGUCAUAAUUCUCUUGGAAGAGGAUGCAAGUAGAUCGUGACAUACACGCUUUGAUAACUGCACAUCUGAAUAGGCAGUGAGAGCCACUGUACUUCUGAAAAGUGUAUUUCUUAUCGUGUCUCUGAACUUGAGCUCUGCUCUAAAUCAUCUGUGCUACUGAGAAGAAUAAUUUUCUGUUAGAAAAUAGUGUGACUGCUGCAGCGUUGGGAGAUGGUUUACAACAGCGCAAGCCAGCUUCAAGCAGUCAGGGAUGGCUAGAGCAGAAUUCUUGUACGGGCAGAGCUCUUCUCUGCCAUCAACGUGAAGGAGCGUCUGCUGCCAGCAGUCCUCUUCGGCCCAGUUCUUAUUGCCAGUAGCACAGAAGUUGGAACUAAUCCUGAUUCACCACUGAUAAAACUCCAACUAUGGUCAAUGGCCCUGUAUCGGAGAGCUGUAACUGUUUCCAUGUGGGCCUGGAUAUUUUUAGAACAAUGUACUAGAUACGCAAACGCACACACAUAUGAGUAUAUUCAUCAGUUUAUAAUAUUUUGUGGGUACACAGUUUGGUCUGAUGCGUUUCACUUUUACUGAGAUAUGCAGGCUCCACAGUGUCUAUGAUAGGUCUGUUCAUUUUAUUUCUGUAACAAUGUGUGAAUAAAGUGCCAAAGAUUUAUGAAUGUGUAA